GCAGUGCCGAAAGCAAGUGUUUUCUUUGUGUAGCUUUGAAAGCAGAUCAGAAACUGUGGAAAGUAGAAUGUCAGAAGAUAUUGAACAAAUUGAAAAAGAAAUAGAAACCGAAUUAAGCAGAAUCAGUGUUUCUUCAUUUGAAGCAGGUGAUCCUGACACGGAGGUAUCAGACGAAGCUCUGAGUGACAGUGAGACAAUUUCAGAUGACUUACAAGAAUCAGUUCUCUCCUAUUUAAACUUUAUAAAAAGUGGAAAUCAAGAUGCUGAGAGGCUUAUACUGCAAGACACAGAAGAUGAAGAAACCACAAGUAACAUUUAUGGAGUAGUUUCUUGCCAUGCUUCAGAUUACUUGGCAGAACUGGCUUCUGAAUAUAAAGAAGAUCCAGAACAAUUUAAAAAAAGGGUACUACUUGAAAUUGAAAAUGAAGACUUGCAGAUUGCUACAACACCUAGUUAUAAUAGUCAGUCCACUAGUGAUGAAGUGUUCACUGAUGACCAUUUUGUUACAGCUGAUGUUGAAAUGAGCAUAAGCCUUACUCAUCGUGAAGUAGAAGAAAAGUGUAGACAGGAGUUGGAGCAGUGGGAGAAAAGACAAAAGGAACUAGAAGAUGAGAAGAGGAAGAAGUGGAAAUCUGAGUGGGAAGCACAGGAAAAACAGAAUGAGGAGGAACAUGCAAGAAGGGUGCAGCUUCAGGAGGAAUUUGAGGCCGAGAGAAAAAAGUUAGACCUUCUUCAUCAGAAAUGCCAAACCGCAAUAGAAGAAGAGUUAGAGAAAGAAAAGAAAGCUUGGAGAGCCAAAAUGGUGCAACAUGGGGAAUCAAUCAUGAAGCUGCAGCUGCAAAUGGAAGUGGAGAAAAAGGCCUUGGAAGAGCAGAAAGCAAAAGAAAGACACCUGGCAGAACAACAGAAUACAGCAGCUGUGAAAAUCCAGGCUAGAUUUAGAUCAUUUUUAGUCCAUAAAAAAUAUGCUCCCAUCUUAAAACAACGGAAAGAUGAAAUUAAAAAAAAGCAGAAAAUAUUAGAAGAACUAGAAAGAGAAAUGAAAGAAAAAGAGGAAAAAAUGAAGAGGCAAAUGGAAGAAAAUAGGCAAAAGAAACAAGAGGGAAAAAAGAGACAAGAAGAACUUGAAAGACAGGAAUAUUUGGAACAAGUGAGGAGGUGUGAGGAAUAUGCGAAAAAGAAAGCAAGCCUGAGACUUGAAAGAGAAAAACAGCUGCAAAUAAGAAGAGAAGAACAGAGAAAACUGGGAGAAAAUAGUGCAAAAGCUGUAAUGAGUGAAAGUGGAGAAAACAACAAAGAAAAUGUAAAGAAGGGCAAGCAGACAGAAAAUACAAAAGGAAUAAGAGAGCAGAAGGAACUAAAUGAGCAAAUAGAGGAACAAAAACAAACUGAAAUGAUGGAUGAAAGAAAUAGUUGGAUGAUUCCAGCAGAAAGACAUUUGACACCAAUACCAAAUAUAGGAUCUGAAAGGGAACACUGUUCUCAAGUAAAUAAUGAGAACGUAUACAUGAAUUCAGUAACACACGUAGAAGAAAAUUGCUCACAAAAUAGAGUUCUUAAUAAAGAUCAAUAUAGUCAUACUUCAAAGGAUGAACCUGUUAAUUUUGGGGCUAAUGACACAGUAGAAAAUCAGGCAAACAAUAUAUGCAGCAGUGCACUGAAUAUCCAGCCAAAUGCUAGUAAUAGAGAAGUCAAAGAUCAAUUUUCUCAGUCUGAAAAAAUGAAGAAGACUGUGUUUCUAAUGGAAGAUGCUAAUGAGGAAGUCGGAGAGACCUGGGACAGAAUUCAAGAUGUAACUGAGCAUUGCAGUAGAGUAAUUCUUCCCGAUGAUAUUGAGAACAAGAGAAUAAACUGGAUGAACACAUGUAAAUCUUGGUCUAAAAUAUAUGGAGAAAACCAAAGAAAGCAAGCAACUAUAAAAAAACGACCAAGGAAAUGUUCAGUUAGCAAGUUGCCUCCAUUAAGUACACAAAAGAUAAUUCACAGUGGCCCUUGGAGUACUCUGCAGCAGGUCACAACACUUACAUUUGAGGAUUUGCCAGCCUGUAGCCUCUCAACAUUAGCUGAGUGUUCAAAUCUUCAAGUUUUAACUCUGAGGCGCUGUGGACUAGUUGCACUGGAAGGACUAAGUAGCUGCAAAGACCUGAGGUACAUCAAUGUGGAGGAAAACAACAUUCAGAUAAUUGACUGUGAAAAUCUAGAAAAUCUCUGUAUCCUGAUAUUGAAUAAGAACCAUCUUUCAUCAGUUUCUGGCUUACAUGGCUGUAUAAAUCUCCAAAAUCUUGAACUCUCCUACAAUAGAAUCACUCGAAUUG
Messenger RNA from Merops nubicus (carmine bee-eater), 2315 nucleotides. RefSeq names its product leucine-rich repeat and IQ domain-containing protein 1-like. NCBI's taxonomy places the organism in Eukaryota, Metazoa, Chordata, Aves, Coraciiformes, Meropidae. The annotation marks the transcript as partial. The transcript is spliced from 9 exons. Gene Ontology annotation, molecular function: protein binding. The record is from RefSeq and is a predicted model, not a curated record.